Kwoniella botswanensis is the source of this 666-nucleotide messenger RNA. RefSeq lists its product as uncharacterized. Gene Ontology annotation, biological process: mitochondrial fission. The transcript has 6 exons. The coding region runs from base 1 to 666 and encodes 221 amino acids. The record is from RefSeq and is a predicted model, not a curated record. Lineage: Eukaryota; Fungi; Basidiomycota; Tremellomycetes; Tremellales; Cryptococcaceae. Gene Ontology annotation, cellular component: mitochondrion.
AUGGCAACACCAGCGAAUCUCCCUCCGUCCGUGCAGAAGGUAGAGAAGAUGGGUGAAGAUAAGAUACAGGAUUUAGUAUUGGAUAAUGCGGACUCAACUGAAUCUAAUUUGCGAUACGCUGCCUAUCUCAGAAGAGCUCGAGAUAUCGUUCGAGCGGGAUCUAGGUAUACGGCCUACACUUCGGAUGUAGGAGAAGCGUUCAGACCAGUCGUUUCUCCGUGGGUUGUGACCGCCGCAUACGGAGUAUCUUGGGCCUACUUGAUUGGAGAUGUAUCAUUCACAACAUACAAAUCCUCCCAGUUCGGUCCAACACCUCUAGAAGCUGCCAACAUGUCUGAACCUACCCGAUUAGCGAUGGUAGCGGUGAAAAGAUCCGUUUUCCAGGGUAUAGCUUCAAUGGCUUUACCAGCUUUCACCAUUCACACAGCGGUGAAACAGGCUGGUAGACAGUUUGCUAAAUCAUCGAAUCCAACAUUGAGGAGAUGGGGUCCGACAUCAGUGGGAAUUGGGAUCGUACCGUUCUUACCUUAUUUGUUUGAUCAUCCUGUUGAGAAACUCACUGAUCUCACAUUCGAUAAAAUUGAAGAAACUUUCUUUAGCGGUAAUCCCCUUCCUGAUACACCAACUUCUACACCUGUCAAACCUGGACGACCUCGUGAAUUAUAG